GAACACAGAAUUGUGCAUUUAAUACUGAAGUAAAAAAAUAAAUAAACCAAAAAUCGAAUAAAUAUAAAUGGGCGAUAUACAAACAUAAGUAUUUGCUUAAAUGCUAACCGAACUAAGUGUUAAUAAACAAAAACUGUAAAGUCCAACAACAACGUGGAAAAAAGCCUUGCAUCUAUUCAGGCGCAUACAAAAGAUGAGCGCAAAGAUGACUCGCUACAAACAAACUGAAUUUACGGAAGAUGAUUCAAGUUCAAUUGGCGGCAUCCAGCUUAACGAAGCGACUGGGCAUACUGGUAUUCAGAUAAGAUACCAUACAGCGCGGGCCACUUGGAAUUGGCGUUCGCGCAACAAAACGGAAAAAUGGCUGCUUAUAACCACCUUUGUCAUGUUCAUCAUAAUUCUGAACUUGCUUAUAGUGAUAUUUUUUAAUGGAUCAAACGAUAAGACUAAACACGUGCUACAUGUACAACCCCAUAAAAAGGACUGCUUGAGCGCCAAUGAGUUGCCCUGCCUCAACGGGCACUGCAUAUUUGCGUCUAGUGAGAUACUUAAGUCCAUUGAUGCAUCUGUUGAUCCCUGCGAUGACUUCUAUGGAUAUGCUUGUAACCAAUGGAUUAAGAAUAAUCCAAUACCGGAGGGGAAGUCUACGUGGGGAACUUUUGGCAAAUUGGAGCAAAUGAAUCAGCUGAUCAUACGAAAUGUUCUUGAGAGGCCAGCAAAGAGCUUCAAAUCGGAAGCUGAGCGUAAGGCUAAAACCUACUAUGAGUCAUGCCUAGAUUCAGAAGAUCAUAUGGAAAAACUGGGUGCCAAGCCCAUGACCGAUUUGCUUGUCCAAAUUGGUGGAUGGAAUGUUACGCAAAGCGGCUACAAUGUGGAUAAAUGGAAUUUGGGCGAUACACUGAAAAUACUGCACAAUAAAUACAAUUUCAAUUGCCUUUUUGGUUGGGCCAUAGGCGAGGAUGACAAGAAUUCAUCUCGCCAUGUUAUACAAAUAGAUCAGGGUGGUCUAACAUUGCCAACUGCUGAUUAUUAUAAUAACAAAACGGAUAUACAUCGCAAGGUGCUAAGUGAGUAUAUUGAAUAUAUGACCAAGGUAUGUGUACUGCUGGGGGCCAACGAGAAGGAUGCACGUGUUCAAAUGGAAGCGGUCAUUGAAUUUGAAAAGAAACUUGCCAAUAUUACGAUACCACUGGAAGAUCGACGGAAUGAGGAAGCAAUGUAUCAUCCAAUGACAUUGAAGGAGCUGGGAGUGCUUUCGCCUUUUCUAAACUGGACAGAGCAUUUCGACGAUGCUCUGCAGCUGGUUAAUCGGCGCGUGACUGAGCGGGAGGUAGUCGUAGUGUAUGCACCCGAUUUUCUAAAGAAUCUUUCACAUAUCAUUCAGGCCAUGGGGCAGACGCAGGCAGGCAAAAUAACAUUGAACAACUAUUUAAUUUGGCAAGCUGUGCGAACGCUCACUUCAUGCCUGUCCAAGCCCUUUCGAGAUGCGUACAAGGGCGUACGAAAAGCGUUGAUGGGGUCGGACGGCGGCGAGGAAAUUUGGCGGUAUUGCGUCUCUGAUACCAAUAAUGUAGUCGGAUUCGCAGUGGGCGCUAUAUUUGUGCGCCAAGCCUUUCAUGGAGAGAGCAAGCCCGCCGCUGAGCAAAUGAUUGUCGAGAUCCGCGAGGCCUUUAAGCUCAACCUUCAGAACCUCAGUUGGGUGGACAAAGUAACGCGUGAACGUGCUAUCGAAAAAGCAAACGAAAUUUCGGACAUGAUUGGCUUUCCCGAUUAUAUACUUAACCAUGAGGAGCUGGAUCGGAAGUAUGCUGACUUGACUAUCACAGCAAACGCGUAUUUUGAAAAUAACAUACAGGUGGCAAUCUAUAAUUUGAAGAGUAACCUGCAGCGUUUAGAUCAGCCGGUGAAUAAGACCCACUGGGGCAUGACACCGCAAACUGUUAAUGCCUACUAUACACCCACGAAAAAUCAAAUUGUUUUUCCUGCUGGCAUACUGCAGACCCCCUUUUUUGAUAUCAACAACCCCAAGAGCCUAAAUUUUGGGGCCAUGGGAGUUGUUAUGGGGCACGAGUUGACGCAUGCAUUCGACGAUCAGGGACGUGAAUAUGACAAAUAUGGCAACAUCAACCGCUGGUGGGAUGAAAAAAGUAUUGCACGCUUCAACGAGAAAUCGGAAUGCAUUGCGAAGCAAUAUAGCAAUUAUAAGAUGAACGGGCGCAAUUUGAAUGGAAAGCAAAUGUUAGGUGAGAAUAUUGCGGAUAAUGGCGGCCUAAAAGCAGCCUAUCAUGCCUAUUUGCGCACUAAACCCGAAAAGGAAGCAGACGUACUAAAAUUGCCUGGUCUGAAUUUAACGCAUCCACAAUUGUUUUUCGUUUCAUUUGCCCAAGUAUGGUGCUCCAGCACUACAGAUGAAACCAAUCUGCUGCAAUUGGAAAAGGAUCCACACUCACCAUCCGAAUAUCGAGUUAUAGGCACGCUAUCGAACAUGAAAGAGUUUGCGGAUGUUUUUCAAUGUAAACCGGGAAAACGCAUGAAUCCGACCAACAAAUGUGAAGUUUGGUAAAAAUUCUUCCAUGCGACACCAAUAAUAACAACAAGAAAAAAAUGUGGUUAUUGUUUACUUUAUAAUGAAUUUAUUUUUAGUGUCAAAUGCACAGUGGUCGGAAGUGCCCUUAACAAAAAAAUAACCGAAAACAAAGCCAGAGCUUUGUAAUUUUUCCUAUGUACUCUUUAAGGUAAUUGUUGAUUUAGUUAAAAAACAACAAAGAAUAUUGUUAAGUUAGACCCUCUCCCGCCUGUAUACAAACACAUAAAUGAAUUUUAUGUAUUUUAAGUAUUUAAAAAAAAAUAUAAAUGGGCUUAGUAUUUGUAUAUGUAAGUAGCAGAUGUAAAACGUAUGUAUUUGAAAUAGUAAGGGACUUACCUUUUUUCAAUUGUACCAGUUUUUUUUCUAAUCCAAUAAAUAUGGUACAUACAUAAAUAGUAAAUAAGCAGGACAUUUGCUUAAUUGUCUAGCGGCAGAAUUCUAAUAUAGAUACAUAUACAUAUAAAUAUGACUAAAACAUUAAGAGUUUCAGUCGCAACGAGUGCCAUCAAUAGUUUAAUCUAUGGAAAACAAUUCCUUCUUGGCCACAAAUCGACUAAUGAGAACAAGUGUGUGAGAGCAUUUACAACAAUUACAAAAGAGGUUAUACGUGUAACUUUAAUGUAGUUACUACAUACCUUUGCUUCACUAUUAAUUAACCACCACGGCAUUAAAAGUCGUCGUAACAACAUCUUUGAGUUUAUACAUUUUGCCUAAAAUAAGGGAAUUCCGACCAGUUUGCAAUGUAAAUAAUGUGCAGCACAUUAUAUUUUGAUUUCGUAUUCCACAAGUUUCUGUAAUUGUGCCUAAACGAAACAAAAUCUAAAGAUACUUGUUUAACCAAACAUAGUCGUGGAGCUACAAUAUGUGUAAGUAGCACCAUAUUUGAGGAAAUACUUGUAGUAUAUACAUAAAUAAUUGGGAUCAGCAGGAAAGUCCCAAAUUCUGAGACCUAAUCAUAAAGUAUGCUUCAGAAAUAAAAAGCCCAACUGAAUGUUUUUGUGAA
Molecule: messenger RNA, 3590 nt
Organism: Scaptodrosophila lebanonensis
Lineage: Eukaryota; Metazoa; Arthropoda; Insecta; Diptera; Drosophilidae
Gene: Nep3
Product: neprilysin-3
Exons: 9
Coding region: 194-2563 (789 amino acids)
Biological process (GO): protein processing
Cellular component (GO): plasma membrane
Molecular function (GO): metalloendopeptidase activity
Source: RefSeq, a predicted model, not a curated record